Porites evermanni is the source of this 3800-nucleotide messenger RNA. The record is from the annotation of a GenBank genome assembly. NCBI's taxonomy places the organism in Eukaryota, Metazoa, Cnidaria, Anthozoa, Scleractinia, Poritidae.
AUGAAAUUCAGAAUUGUUGUAAGGUGUCUGGAAAAGGCGACCACCAUGUUGAGACAUCAAAACCCAAGUGGAAUUUCAUACUCCGUCAGAAGGACCAUUAAAACUGGAACAAAGAACCAGCCUACUCUUUUGCCAGUUCAUGGAUUUGUCUUUGAUUUGGAUGGUACACUUACUCUACCAGUCUUGGAUUUUACUUUGCUUCGAAGUAACCUUCAGUGUCCUAAAGGAACAGACAUUUUGGAAUUCUGCAAUUCAAAAUCUGGGAGGGAUAAAGAAAUAGCCCUCAAGUUGGUUGAGAAGUUUGAAGAAGAAGGACGACAAAACACAAAACUUCAACCUGGUGUCUUUGAACUUCUCAAAUUUUUGUCACAGCAUGGAUUGAAAAGAGCUCUUAUCACAAGAAAUCUGCAGCCCUCUGUAGAUCAGUUCCUGGACUUGAUGGGUGAUCCAGCUAAUUAUGGUGGACCAUUUACUCAUGUAAGCAGCAUUCUUAGCAUGCAAAACCAGCCCGUCUCUCCUUGCUCCUUGCUGCUUGGGUUUUUUGCGGGAAAGAGAGAUUUCACAUCAUCAGUAUUUAAUUUCUGUUGCUGAGGUGCAGACCUCUCCUGUGAAACAUUCUUAACAGUGAACAGCGUGGAGAGAUGGCUGUUUUUGCAGGCUACACCAUUCUACCAAAUACGUAGUGAUCAAACAUGUGAGCAGAGCCUUUUUUACUUCUUACAAUAAUUGUAAGAAGUAAUAAAAGUCUCUGCUCACAUGUUGGAUUAGAAUUAUUCUUGAGUAAGGAAGAAUCUUUUUCGUAAAGUAUCAGUGAACAAAGGCUCUGCUCAUACAGUGGUAAUCUUGCUAGCUAAUCUUUCUCACAAAUGAACAUGACUUCUUUGUUUAGAACACAACAGUAUAAACUUUAUAUAAGUAAGUUAUGAACUAAAGCUAGUAAAGUACAGUGAGUAUGUCAGUUUUUUAUCAUUCACUUCUGAAUGACUAUUUUGGAGAGGCUAUUUUCGCAGUUGGGAUGCAAAUUGGUGGCCAUUUCAUUUAUGGAGAGGUGACCACUCCCAGGUUUCAACAUCUAUAUCAAAGCUCUUCACUGUACAGAGGUUACUGGGAUGUUGUGCAGAUCAAUGUAUCAGGCACGCUAUAAGGUUUGGCAAGAGUAGAAAGUGAGGAUAGAAAUUAUGUUAUCUAGAAAACCAAAAAAUCAAAGGUGCCGUUAUUAUCUCCUAGCCUAAUGUCAACUUUAUGAGUUGUUACUGUCCCCUAGACUUAAACAUUUGCCUUAAUCAGUGCAGUCAAUACAUGGACAGUCCCAGUCUGUAUUAAUCCAGAAGAUGACCAGCCUCCCAACUUGACAGACGAACAGUAUUGGCCAUUCUUUUUAAACUACUGCAACAGUAGUUGUGGGACAUCAUGGUAGUGCUUUUUAAUUUCUGUUUGUAUUUAUGUCUUUUCAAUAUAGUUUGUUUGUGUGACCUGUUCGGCAAUUAACAUAAAUGGUGUACUGGUUCAAUAUUAGUGUAAUAAAAAGAACAGCUUUGAAAUAAUAAUAUUAUUAUCAUUUCAUUGCUGUUCUGUAGCUGUAAUAUUUUUAAUCAACUCUGCCAUUGGUUUUUAAGGUUUGGCCUUAUAGUCCAGUAAAAUAUGCAAACCCCACAUUACCACCUUACAAAUGUUUUUAAGAUUUGUUUUCUUUUUCCUAUUAGUCUCUUACGCGAGAUUUUACUCCACCCAAACCCGACCCCGCCCCUCUUUUGUACAUUUGUGAGCAGUGGGGAGUGCACCCAAGAAAUGUAGUGAUGGUUGGUGAUCAUCUUCAUGAUAUACAAUGUGGAAAGGAUGCAGGUUCAGGUACACAUUCUUACAGUAAUACAGUGGAACUUUGUUAUACAGACACCAAGGGGCAUGCCAUUAUGUCUGUAUUAAGCGGGCUGUAAGAAAAAAACGUCCUGGCACAGACACAUUUUUUGUUGAUAUUGAGAUACAACGGAGCAGUGAUUGAAGCAGAAAGCCAAGGAAGUGAAGCUCGUGUAUUUAAAUAGGAGGCAGAAAACUUAAAUAAAGGACCACAGUACAAUGGUCAAACACCUGAGGAAAGACAGAGUGAACAAAAUAAAACCUGUCACCCUAUCUCACUACUGUUUUUUGGCUGUGAAAUUGUAUCAGUCUGUAGAAAUCUUUCAUUAUUUGAGUAGGGUAUAAUGUUCACAAUUGGCACCCAAUGAAAAUAGACAGUGCAGAGAUGCUAGACUGCUUGCAGUCCGCCUUUUCUCUUAAAAUCUGCCUAGUUCUUAUCUCAACCAGCACGAUUGCAAACCACGACGAUAUGUCACAAAAGGGAUUGGGACCAGACGAGAAAAGACAGACUGCAGACUCUUUUGUAGUAAACAAACCCUCCAUUAGCCCAGAAACGGAGUAACCGAUUGGUCAAUUUUACAGCUGUUGACAGAUCAUUGACUGGUCUGUUUUGGAGAUGCAAGCAAUAAAAAUAAUCAUGCGUCACAACUAACUACAAACAAUUACCAACUUAGCGGUAAUGGCUUGUAAACUAAAACGUUUAAUGAUACCUUAAGUACAGAAGGAAAUUCACGGCAAUCUUACUGGAUUUUAAAAAAGUAAAAAUUUUCAGUGGUUUAUGUUCUAUUUAUAAAUUGUUUCAAGUUAAUUGGGUUUAAUUGGUUAAUUAAAUUACCUUGUCAGCUUUGUUGUCACCAGACAGAACAAAAGAGCCAGCAGUCUCUUACUUUUUCUUCUCUGGCUGAUGCCCUCGUUUAUCGCAGCUUACAGCUUCGCCGUCCGCGUUCUUGGGUGCAGUAACUUAGCAAAGAAAACUAAGUGACUGCUUGCAGUCAAAGAUGCCCAGCCACAGAAAAGUAUCCAUUGUCUGGAUUAGAAUGGUGUCUGCAUAUUAAGCGGGUUACUAAUUUUGGGGAAGAGAUUUUGUCAGAACAAACUAAACUGACCAUUAUAUACAGGUGUCUGUAGAGGAGGGUUCCACUGCAAUAACUUUAUUAGAGUCUGAAAAAACCCCUAGCUUAGAACACAAGAGCUUCAGGGAGACAACUCUGGAAAGUCAAGAUUCCAAAUCUUUAUUCAAACAUUUAGUGAAAAGAAUGUUUUAGUGAAGCUCCAAUCCCCUUAACCCCACAGACUCAACCACAUUUUGGAGUCUCAUGCCCUAGAGCGACUGGAAAAGGAUAUCUUAGUAUCAAGGUUGCCCAAGCUGGCCCAGAUGAUAGAGUAGUAAUUAGCUUGGCAGACGAAUGCUGUUAUCAUUCUUUGCAAAUUUUUCUUCCUUUUCAUCGGCAGAGAGCCCACCGUGUGACCUGCAAAUAACUUCCUACAAAUAAUGGUCUGCUGACAUGCACAAUGUCAUCCAACUGUGUUUGGCUGUAAAUAAUAUUCUAGUCAUUUGUAAAUGAAACCACCACUUUUGUCCUUCUUGUGAUUGCUCUUGAGUGAAAAUGGCAGAUCGCUUCGCUUCGCAAAGAUAGUCAUUAACAAACAAUGAUAAAACAAUUAUUGAACUCAGUUAUUACAAAAUAUAGUUAUUUGUCAGUGUCUUGCAGAUCAAUUAUUUGCCUCAGCCUUCUGCUUCAGCAAAUAAGUGAUCUGCUCCCCACUGACAAAUCACGAUAUUUUGCCCAACCUCAUCCAAUAAUUGUUGAUUUUCCUUUAAAAUAAUCAUUCAUUUGAUAAUGCUUCUUAUUUUAGUAACAGUGCUGCUAAAUGAUUCUAAGAAUGCUGAUUUCAAGAAAUAUGCAGACUUCAAUGUCGACUCAUUGCAGGGGAUUAUCACAUUA